UUCAGUAAACUUUCGCUAACUUUAAUUUAGAGUUUUAAACCAACGGGUUAACAGUUGAUAAACGGUUUCCUACGUGUUGUCAAGGCGACGUCUGACGUCAGUUAUGUCGCUGCUGUCAGCGGUUGAAGAAGCUAUCAAGUCUUGUAAAGCUGAACAAGCCAAGAUUAACGACAACAUUCAACUCUACAGAGAACUAUUACACAGCUUAACGCCACAACCAAAGUCGGGCACUGAUGAGUCUGAAUGUGCAGAUGAUGCUGCUACAGACACAGAUACCUCGCCAGGGGAAAAAGAAGAUAUGGAAUUGCUCGAGCGAGCCCUGGAGAAAGCCCUUCGGGUCCGUACUGGCACAGGAUCUUCUAAAGAAGCCUCAAACAAACAAUCUGCACCUCGAAAGGAACUCGGCAGCACGGCUGUCACAUCCAAAGAGGGAAUGCAGACCUCUAAAAGAAAACCUGGUACGACAGUAUCCUCCACACUGGGCUCAAAACCUUCAGCUAGUAGCUACAAUCCUGGACGGUGCAAAACCACAACUAAUAGAGACGCAACCCAGAACUGUCCUGUCUCGUCAGCUAGGGUUGUUCAUCACCAGGCAGGGAAGAAAUCACAGCAGGCCGUCUCGUCGUCUGGCUCUCUUGGUCGGGGUCAGUUACACACCUCUGCCCUCCGCUCGAAAAACAAGACUAUUAGAAGCAACGUGUUGAGUGGAAGUGACCUGAGCGAAGCUGAAGCUAUCUCCACUCCUUCGAAUACCACAGUGCCUGUUUCACAAACAGAGGAGUCUGGAGCUCCCAGUUUACCUCGACAGAAUGGGGGAGCUUCUGAUCAAACAGCAAAAUGGAAAUCUCUAAGGAGCAAGCAAAACAGGUUAUGGGACAAAGUCGUUGCCCUACAGAGGAAAUCUGUGCCAGGGAGGAGUCGCUUCAUGGAGAGAAUGAGAGCUACGUUCCCCACGGACUGGCCACGUGGUUGCCCAGAUCAGACCAGAGCUCUGGUCAACAGACUGACUCACCAAGGGCAUGACCUCACCCGGCGCUGCCAGACAGAGGAGCUUCUGGCCAAACGGACGCCAGGAGCAGCCACAGAGAUGGGUGGUAAGGCAAACAAGUAUGACUCCUGUCUGACACCGAUGACCGCAGCACAGCUCCAGAACUUUGCACACCGAGCGAAACAAGAGUGGGAAGCAUGGGAUCGAUGGAGGCCAGAGGGAGGUUGUCUUUGCCCCGCUGGGGCAAAUGGUGUGUGGGGAGACGGGAUGGUUGCACCGCUGCCCCCGACUAUAACCUACAGGACAGAGGCUGAACUCCAAGAGCUGGAGACGCUGAGGAUGAGGGUGGCACUGCUGCAGCAGGAGAUUCACCUGGAGCAGGCUCUGUUGGAUGCUCUGUCCCCUCAGCUUUCAUCUAUAGUACCACCAGGUCCUGGAUGUCCCAGCAUCAGUGUGCUGAGAGAUGUGUAUUCCCUGCUGGGUGAAGGAGGGGAGCGUUUCCCUGCCUUAGUCCUGGACUCUGAGCCUGAAUGACUACAGAGCAUAUUACACUUGAUGUCCACCUCCUAUUUACACACAUAAGAGAAAUAAAUGAUUACCUCUCAGUAUAAUGCAAUCCACUGCAACACCAGUUGAAUCCCUCUGACACUGUCAAUACAACCAGAACAUAAAGUUGUAUUGGUCCUUGAAUCAAGGUGAUUACUGUGAAGAAUUUAUGUUUUUUUAGCGUUCUGUGACUGUAUUUAUUCAGUGUCGGACGCCAUGCUGUAAGUUGCAUGACUGGAAAAAUUAAACAAGAUUAUGGUUGUUUAUCAUU
Sebastes umbrosus (honeycomb rockfish) is the source of this 1805-nucleotide messenger RNA. RefSeq names its product tubulin epsilon and delta complex protein 2. The record is from RefSeq and is a predicted model, not a curated record. The transcript is spliced from 9 exons. Lineage: Eukaryota; Metazoa; Chordata; Actinopteri; Perciformes; Sebastidae. Bases 104 to 1522 code for a protein of 472 amino acids.